Bradysia coprophila is the source of this 1593-nucleotide messenger RNA. RefSeq lists its product as uncharacterized. The record is from RefSeq and is a predicted model, not a curated record. Lineage: Eukaryota; Metazoa; Arthropoda; Insecta; Diptera; Sciaridae.
UGCACACGAAAAGGUUUUCGAAAAUAAAAAUUUUGCAUUGUGCAACAAAACGACUGCUGAGAAGGUUGUUCAAAUACGUGAAGAAGAGAAGAAAAGAAAAUCAAUUUAACAAGAACAAAUUGCUACUAACAAUGACAGAACCAAUAAGUAUUGACCUCGGUUCAGUUGGCGAUGUGAAAGCAUUUAUUAGUGACGAGGCUCCGAAAAAUGGAGAUCUGGAACUCCAUUUUCAAUACACUCGUGGUCCUGCAGCGAGUCAACUGAAACGACUCCAGCAAGUACUGCGAACUGUGGGACAUCGUACCAAAUUUGUUGGACUUUUAAUGAUGGGCGCAAUGAAUAUGGACGAGAUCCACAUGGAAACGAUCAAAUCGGUUGACAGCAAUUGUCCUAACCUAAAAACAUUUUAUGCAGCAGGACUGUUCACUCGAGACAAGCGAUUCAACCAUCAAACAUUGAAGAAGUUCUUCGGCCGAUUGGAAAAUAUCGUUUUACAAAUGGGCGGUAUUGACGGUGUUGGUGUUUUCUCUGAUUGUAAGAAGCUGAAAGAAUGGACACAGGAAAUCUUUUACGGUUUCGAGGGCGAAUGCCUAAAUUUCAAUUUUCCCGAACUUCGAUCGAUCAACUUUUCCAAAGUUGACAACAUCGAUAACCAGCACCUGGAACCGUUUCUGUCAAAGAAUCCACAGCUGAAACGCAUAACGUUGACACGCUGUACUAUCGACACUGAGAUACUUGAGCUGAUCGCGAAACAUGUCCCAGCCAUGGAGGAAAUUUCAUUCAAUUUCCGGCGUUCGUUGGUCUGUCGAUCUGACAUGCAGAAGAAUUUGAAGUACUUGUGCGAAUUGGAGCACUUGAAAGCCUUGAACUUGGACUGUGUCGGUGCACCUAUAGCAGGUACUCUAAAGAAAAUGGCUGAAAAGAGCCACUCAUUGAACAGAGUUGGACUGUUCUGUUGUCCAUGGGAAAGUAAGCUUAUUGAAGCGUUUGCCAGUCUGAAAGACUUGACAAGUCUGCACCUAUCGAAUGUCACUGGCCUAAAUGACGAUUGUAUGAUACAACUGACUGGAAGUGUAGGUGGAUUGAAUGACUUGACGUUGAAAUACAUUGAGAAUAUCACCAUGGAUGGUGUGAUUACAUUAAUGAUUGGUUGUCAGCGCCUGACAACAGCCACUUUGCUGUUACGCAGAAUGUCAACAAUUAGUACCGCACGGUACCAUAUGCUUCUCGAAGCGAUGAAAAGUCGUCCAGAAAAAAUCAAACUGACUGUUAAUUUGUGGGGAUCGAAGAGUCCUCUGAAAUUGUCAAAGGAUAUGCUAAAACAAAAUCUCGAAUUUUUGGAGAUUCUGUCGAAUGAAGAUGAGUUAAAUAGCAACAUUAGUUUCGACUUUUACUGUGAUUCAGUUGACGGUGGAUAUGAUCUGGUGUGUUAUUCACCAUCGCAUUUUCUGGGAGGACGACAAGCGCCUGGCGGUCCACAAAGUUGCAAUGUUAAUUGAAUGUCAUUUACGUUGUGUUUGAAACUUUCGUUACGUUCUAAUUUAAAAUGAUAAUAAAGUGUCUGUGCUCCAGACCGUAUGUGAGAAUUACAAG